Molecule: messenger RNA, 4340 nt
Organism: Sebastes umbrosus (honeycomb rockfish)
Lineage: Eukaryota; Metazoa; Chordata; Actinopteri; Perciformes; Sebastidae
Gene: herc4
Product: HECT and RLD domain containing E3 ubiquitin protein ligase 4
Exons: 23
Coding region: 438-3581 (1047 amino acids)
Biological process (GO): protein ubiquitination; ubiquitin-dependent protein catabolic process
Cellular component (GO): cytoplasm
Molecular function (GO): ubiquitin protein ligase activity
Source: RefSeq, a predicted model, not a curated record
UUUGAUAAAUACAAAUAUGAAUAAUACAUUUUCAAAAAAUGUGUUUAGACUUUUAUUUUGGAAUUCCAAAACGCCCAAAGCGGAAGUGGAUGAACGUCAUUGGAUGAUUUCAGCUAGCUAACGUUAAGCGUUAAUUUAUAACUGUAGCUCACUUAUCUUAAUCUGUUGACACAUAUUACCUGUAUCAGUGUAGCGGUGAUAUGUGUAUUAUUAAAUUCUAAAGAUAUUAAUGAAGCUAGUCACACACGUACGUGCGAGUAUUUAAUGUAUUGAUGAUGUUAUUUAGCCAUCGCGUUGCUAGGUGAUACCAGCUGAGCUAGCAACCAUCACUAUGGACGUCUGUGGUGCUCUGUGAGGAGGCUGUGUGUCUAUCAGAGGUGUUGCUCUUCACAGGGAUCCUGCUGGCGUGUAAAGCCAAAGGAGGAGAGAGAGCUACGAUGCUGUGCUGGGGAAAUGCCUCCUACGGACAGUUAGGCUUGGGAGGGAUUGAUGAGGAGAUUGUGGUGGAGCCACGAAGAUGUGAAUUCUUCCACGGGAAGCUAGUGUGUGAUGUGGGGUGUGGCCACAGACACACAGCCUUCCUGCUGGAGGAUGGGACAGUUUACACCUGUGGCUGCAAUGACCUGGGCCAGCUGGGGCAUGAGAAGUCCAGGAAGAAACCAGAACAGGUUGUGGCCCUGGAUGCACAGAUCAUACUGGCGGUGUCAUGUGGAGGGUCCCAUACACUCGCCCUGAAUGACAAAGGGCAGGUUUUCUCAUGGGGUCUGGGCUCUGACGGGCAGUUGGGUCUACAUAACUUUGAAGAAUGUGUUCGUGUGCCUAGAAAUAUCAAGAGUUUGUCAGAUGUACAAAUUGCUCAGGUAGCCUGUGGGUAUUGGCACUCCCAUGCACUUUCAAGAGGGGGCCAAGUCUUCUCUUGGGGCCAGAAUCGACACGGACAACUUGGGCUAGGAAUAACCGGAGAGAGCAUUUCCACGCCCCAAAUCAUCCAGUCUCUGCAGAGCAUCCCUUUUGCACAGAUAUCAGCUGGUGGCGCUCACAGCUUUGCCCUCACUCUCUCAGGAGCAGUGUUUGGUUGGGGGCGCAACAAGUUUGGUCAGCUGGGUCUCAAUGACAGCAAUGAUCGGUCUUUCCCAACGCUGCUGAAGUCCCUUAGAUCGCAGAGAGUCAUUUACAUCUCCUGUGGAGAAGAUCACACAGCAGCACUGACCAAGGAAGGAGGUGUGUUUACAUUUGGAGCAGGAGGAUACGGACAACUUGGACAUAACACUACAAACCAUGAAAUCAACCCUAGGAAAGUGUUUGAGCUCAUGGGAAAUGUAGUCACGCAGAUUUCAUGUGGAAGGCAGCACACGAUGGCUUUCACACCCUCCUGUGGGAAGAUGGACUCAUUUGGCCUUGCUGGUAACGGACAGCUUGGUACUCGCUCCACUUGCAACAGAAAAAGCCCCGCCACUGUCAAAGGCCCCUGGGUAGCCUCCAAUUCUCCAACGGAUACAGACUCGCAGCUGGGCUGUUGUGUCAAGAGGAUUUAUGCCGGAGGAGACCAGAGCUUUGCUCACUAUUGCACUGCCAAUAAACUCCAGAACAUAGAUGACCGGAGGAUACAAAAUCACCACAGAAACAUUUGCACCUUGAAUCAGGAUAUCAUACACAAGUGGUGGAACUUCUCACCAGGAAGACUCCCACAAGAAAUCUCCAAUGAGAUUGACCUCGUGUUCUCCUCAGCAAGCUGCCUCAAUGGAUCUUUUCUGUCAACGAGUCAUCCAGAUCACUACAGUACCAACAGUAAAUGUUCAGGGGUGGAUAUGAACAUGGCUCGCGUCCUACUGCACAGAGUGGUCCAACAAGAUCACCAUGAAAUCGCUCAGCAGAUUGCUGCCAGUCUAGAGAAGAACCUCAUUCCCAGACUAAGCAACUCUCCUCCAGACAUUGAAGCCCUGAGACUUUACCUCACUCUUCCAGAAUGCCCUCUCUUCAGCGACCGAAAUAAUUACGUGACCAUCGCUAUACCGUUUGCCAAAUCACUCCUCAGUCUGAAAGAAGCUCCUCUGAAGGUGCUAGGAAACUGGUGGUCUACGUUUGAGCCCCCAGUCUUCCAGCGGCUGGUCGAGUUGUACAAGGAAGUGGUGGUGUAUUUGCUUCAGAUGCACAAGAUGGGCAUUCCUUCGGUCGAGCAGAGAAUUUUCACCUGUUUCCUGGACACGUCCCUCCGACUCCUGGAGGUCCUGCACACAGUGAGUGAGAGAGCAGGACACAUCAUUCAAUACGAUAAAUUCUACAUGCAUGAGUUGGAUGACUUGAUAGACAUCAGAAAUGACUACGUCACAUGGAUUCAGAGGCAGAUGUACCCAAUGGGUCAGGACGGUGUGGUGACUCUGUGCAGGUAUCCCUUUGUGUUUGAUGCCCAGGCGAAGACCACACUGCUUCAGACUGAUGCUGUCAUACAGAUGCAGAUGGCAGUGGACCAGGCACAGAUGCAAAACUUCAGCUCCAUGUUCAUGCCAGCGGUGGAAUCUGUCAACCCGUGCCUCAUCCUCAUCGUUCGGAGGGAAAAUAUUGUUGGAGACACCAUGGAAGUCCUCAGGAAGUCCAAGAAUGUUGACUACAAGAAACCACUCAAGGUGAUCUUCGUGGGAGAAGAGGCCGUCGAUGCAGGAGGCGUGAGAAAGGAGUUCUUCCUCCUGAUCAUGAAAGAGCUGCUGGAUCCAAAAUAUGGGAUGUUUCGUUACUACGAGGACUCCAGGCUCAUCUGGUUUUCAAACAAGACCUUUGAGGACAUUGACUUGUUCAACCUCAUCGGGGUCAUCUGUGGUCUGGCCAUCUACAAUCUCACUAUAGUAGAACUCAACUUCCCUGUGGCCCUUUACAAGAAGCUCCUGAAGAGGAAGCCGACACUAGAGGACCUGAAAGAGCUAAUGCCAGAUGUGGGAAGGAGUCUGCAGCAGUUACUGGACUACGCAGAAGAUGACCUCGAGGACACCUUCUGCUUGAAUUUCACAAUCACAGAGGAAAACUACGGUGCCACAGAGGUCUUGGAACUUGUACGGAACGGCGAAGACAUCAACGUCAAUAAAUCAAACAGGCAGGACUUUGUCAAUGCGUACGUAGACUACGUUUUCAACACAUCAGUGGCCCCGCUGUUUGAGUGCUUCUACGCAGGCUUCCACAAGGUGUGUGGAGGAAAAGUUCUGGAGCUGUUCCAGCCAAAUGAACUGCAAGCCAUGGUCAUCGGCAACACCAACUAUGACUGGACGGAGCUCGAAAAGAGUACUGAAUACAAAGGGGAGUACUGGACGGACCAUCCCACCAUCAGGCUCUUCUGGGAGGUGUUCCACAGUCUUCUUUUAGAGAAGAAGAAGCAGUUUCUCUUGUUCCUCACAGGAAGUGACCGCAUACCCAUUCUGGGCAUGAAAAGCCUGAAGCUGGUGAUCCAGCCCACCGGCGGAGGGGAGCAUUACUUACCUGUGGCUCACACCUGCUUCAACCUGCUGGACCUGCCCAAGUACAGGAGUCUGGAGACGCUCCGUGAGAAGCUUCUACAGGCUAUAGAUCACAAUCAAGGCUUUAAUCUCGCCUGAUAGUACACAGAAAUGCCUAGAACUCAAUGUCCAGACUGCUGAUGGCAACCACAUUCCCAAAUGUUUUGCUUUCGCAGUCUGAAUUCUGCUGUAAGAAUUGAACACUGGGUGGAGAGAGGAGGAGGCCACAUGGCACUAGAACUGAUUAAGAGUUGGAUGUCUAGCCUUUCACAGGUAAUCUUGACUUUGAUUUUCCAGCUUUUUUUCCUCAUGCCAUCACAGUAUUUGAUGCUCUUAUUACAAGUCGAUUCACAUUUGAUAUUGCUCUUGUAGAUAUAGUUUUAUUCAUCUUUGGAUAUGACGAGUAUGAUGACGCAAACUACUGGUAUAUAAAGUAAAGGGUAUGCAUACAGCAACAUAAACACCUGUAAAAUAUAAUGAAAUGCAGUAGCACUACCUUUCUGAAGCUUAUAAUGAAAUAGUGAGAGGUUUCUGUUAUGGAAAAAUACACUGUGGCCUCAUAUUGACCCGAUUUAAACCAACACCUCUCUGACAACAUUUUAAGCUCCGUUGUGGUAGUAGUUGCUGCAUGGCUACUGCAAUCCUAUUGUAUUUUACAGGAGAUAGUGAUGUUGUGUCCACCCUGGUUAUUAAAUGUUUGAACCCAGACAAUGUACACCAACUCUCUUUAUGUUUGACAUAAGUUCUGUUGACAUUUGAUUGAGAGGAGUGCGGAGCGUUUGCUUUAGAUCCGGAGUAGAUUUUCUUGGCUGUCAGCCUUAAACAAUCCACAAAUAAAAACAAAGUACAGCCACUGAA